Messenger RNA from Zingiber officinale, 2574 nucleotides. Its product is annotated as protein LEO1 homolog. Gene Ontology annotation, cellular component: Cdc73/Paf1 complex; nucleus. Gene Ontology annotation, molecular function: RNA polymerase II C-terminal domain phosphoserine binding. The transcript has 11 exons. Gene Ontology annotation, biological process: transcription elongation by RNA polymerase II; positive regulation of transcription elongation by RNA polymerase II. The record is from RefSeq and is a predicted model, not a curated record. The coding region runs from base 137 to 2071 and encodes 644 amino acids. Lineage: Eukaryota; Viridiplantae; Streptophyta; Magnoliopsida; Zingiberales; Zingiberaceae.
AGAGCGGAGGAAGUAGAGGUAGGCCUCGCGCUGCGGGCGAACAGACUGGGCGAAUCAAGAGGAAGGUAGCGAAAGAUCGAUUUUGAACUUCUCAGUCGAACCAUUGAGAGAGCGGGGGAGGAGUCAGAAGUCGCCAAUGGCAGGGGAGAGAGACAUGGCCGACGAGACGAGGAAUCAGAUGAUGCAAAACCUUUUCGGAGAGCAGUCAGAGGACGAAGAGGAAGAAGAGGAAGUUAAUUCGGUUCACGAGGCGGCCGCCAAUCACUCUGAUUAUGAAUCGGAUGAAGGUGAAGGUGAGGCUGAGAAUGAUGGUGAUCUUGAGGCUGAGAAUGAUGGUGAGGGUGAAGGUGAGGCUGAGAACUAUGGUGAAGGUGAAAUGGAGGGGCAAGGUGAGGUUGAAAUGGAAAGUGAAGCUGAAGCUCAUGAUGUUGAUCUUGAGCAAGUAGAGAGUGAGGGCGAAAGAUUCCAAAGUUCUCCAGAAAGAGGAAUUAGUUAUGAGAAGAUGGAAAGUGAACCAAAAGAUGGAGAAAGUGAGGAAGAAGGUUAUGGACAAAGGGUAACGACCAGCAGAAGAAGAGAAGUGAUGGCCAGUGAGUCUGAGGAAUCUGAAGAUAAUCGAUAUGCUGAUCAUGAAGAUGAAGAGAUUGACUCUGAUCAACCCAGGAAGUCAAGGUCAAUGGAUGAGCAAAAAGAUGAAGAAGUUGUUCGUGAUGUAUUUGGAGAUUCUGAUGAGGAUGAACAGGCUGAAUAUGGUGGUCAAGAUGAAAUUGAGCAUGAUUCACAUAGAUCUCCUGCAGAGGAGGAAACAAACUAUGAACAAGAUCUAAAGCCAGAAGAUAUAGUGCCUGAUGAGGACAUGCAAUAUGGAACAGAGGAUGAAAAUUUUGACGAUAAACCUAAAGAAAAACCAGUUGGCCCCCCAUUGGUUUUGGAUGUUCCUUUGCAACUGCCACCUAGCCGACCUGAUCGGAUGAAUGUCAUUAAAGUUUCUAACAUCAUGGGCAUUGAACCAAAGCCUUUUGAUCCUAAGACAUAUGUUGAAGAAGAUGUUUUUGUAACUGAUGAAUCUGGUGUGAAGAAACGAAUUCGCUUAGAAGACAAUAUUGUGCGCUGGAGAAUGGUGAAGAACCGUGAUGGCACAGUCUCUUAUGAAAGUAAUGCAAGGUUUGUGAGGUGGAAAGAUGGAAGUCUACAGUUGUUGAUUGGAAAUGAAGUUCUAGACAUAUCAGUGAAUGAUGCACAUCAUGAUCAAAGCCACCUUUUUCUUCGACGUGGAAAGGGAAUUUUGCAAUCUCAAGGCAGGCUCUUACAAAAGAUGAGGUUUAUGCCAUCUUCUUUGUCAUCUAAGUCCCACCGUUUAUUGACUGCUCUUGUUGAUUCGCGUCAUAAAAAAGUUUAUAAGGUGAAGAAUUGUAUUACGGAGAUUGAUCCAGAGAGAGAGAAAGAAGAAAAAGAAAAGGUUGUUGGCCAAACUAUUAGAGCCAAUGCACUUCUUCAUAGGAAAAGAGAAAAGGUUAACCGCAAGUAUGCACAACCUGCCCAUAGAGGAAGACAACUCUCUCCAGGGUUCUUGGAAGAUGCACUUGAUGAGGAAGAUGAAGCGGAAGACUAUUACAGUUCUCAUCGAGGUUCAGCUCGUAGUCGUUUUGAGGAAGACUUGGAAGCAGAAGCAAGGGCUGAGAAACGCAUAAUUAAUGCAAAAAAGUCAAAUCUACAUACAAAUAAACCAUCCUUAUCUGCUGCUCGCUCAUCAAAGAGACCGCUUGAGGAAUACUCUGAGAGUGAAAAAGAAGAAUCAGAAUAUGAAAGUGAAGGUGAAGAGAUUGAGAGGUCUCCAAUGGGUGCAAGGGAAGAUGAGCAAGAAAAUGAAGAUGAAUAUGAAGAAGAGGUAGAUGAAGAAGCUGCUGAUGCUAUAUCUCCAUCAGAAGAAGAGGAGGAGCCAAGAAAAAAAAUAAAGGAAACUGGACGCAGCAACCUGAAACGCAAGGAGAUCGAGUCAGAUGAGGAGUCUCCUCCUAGAAAGACAGUUCAUCGCAGAAAAGCAGUAGUAUAUGAUAGCGAUGAGGAUUGAAUACUUGUCAUGGUGAUUUCUCUGCUAUUCAAAUGUACAUGCUUUAUUAUCCUAAAAGUCACACCAAGUUGCAGAUGAGACCCAAACAUUUUCAUUCGAAUUUGAAGAUUGAUCUGCCACUUUUACUUAGCUUUACAACUUAAAUCACAGUGAAUGCCUACCCAACCUUGAGAGACUGAGUUGCUCAAAAUGCACUUACAGUGGCAGAUACAGAAUCUAAAUUGCACUGGCAUUGCGUUCAUGAUUACGAAGGCUUGGAGAAUGCGUACCCUAAUGCAUUAUUCUUAUUGACUACUAAUAUUGAGGGCCAAACAUGGGAACUCUUGGCAGCUCAAAAUUAUUGCUUUCAUACUAUCGCCAUUACCCUCCUUUUUUUUUCCCCCUCAAUGUAUUCAAGAUAUCUCAUCACUGAUCAAACUGUUGAAAAUAUCAUCCAACUGACUUAAAACUUGUAAUUUUUGUAUGCUAGUUUAUAUCUUAUGCCAGUUUCAAUUUAUGUGCUA